AUUUUAUAUAGAAAGGGUGAAUAUGUGAUUGAAUCAUUUAUAAACUCGUUGUGAUCCAGGAGGCACUUGAAAGGGUAAGACGCCGACGCCCACUUAUCCACCGCCUCCGCCGACGAUUGAGUUAAUCUAAUCUCCACGAAGCGGCGACUGCGCUGCCCCAGCUAAAUUGUUAGCUACCGGCGGGACGCCUCAAUCAGUAAACACUCGCCCGAAGACGCUGCCGGACGUCCCAAUCCAAACCGAUUCAGAGAUCCCCUAGUCCGACGAACAAAUACCAGAAUGGUGGCCCCCUCGAAACUCAGCCAGGUGCUGAGCUACCAGAACUUCGUGCAUGCCGUCUCCGGAGCCGCGGGUGGCUGCAUAGCGAUGAGUACCUUCUAUCCACUGGACACGGUGCGCUCCCGCCUGCAACUGGAGGAGACUGGUGAGGUUCGGAGUACCAGGCAGGUCAUCAAGGAAAUAGUACUAGGCGAGGGAUUCCAGUCUUUGUACCGCGGUCUUGGUCCUGUUCUCCAGAGCCUGUGCAUUUCGAACUUUGUCUACUUCUACACAUUCCACGCACUCAAGGCCGUGGCCUCGGGUGGUUCUCCCUCCCAGCACAGUGCACUGAAGGAUUUGUUCCUGGGCAGCAUUGCGGGUAUAAUCAAUGUGCUGACCACCACACCAUUUUGGGUGGUCAACACCCGGUUGCGUAUGCGCAAUGUGGCUGGAACCUCGGAUGAGGUAAACAAGCACUACAAAAACCUGCUGGAGGGUCUCAAGUACGUGGCCCAAAAGGAGGGCAUCGCCGGCCUGUGGUCCGGUACCAUUCCCUCGCUGAUGCUGGUCUCCAAUCCUGCCCUGCAGUUCAUGAUGUAUGAGAUGCUCAAGCGCAACAUAAUGCGUUUCAACGGCGGCGAGAUGGGUAGCCUGAGUUUCUUCUUCAUCGGUGCCAUCGCCAAGGCCUUCGCCACGGUGCUGACCUAUCCGCUGCAGUUGGUCCAGACCAAGCAGCGCCAUCGCAGCAAGGAGUCGGAUUCAAAGCCCUCCACUUCGGCGGGAUCCCAGCCACGUACCGAGAGCACGCUGGAGCUGAUGAUCAGCAUACUGCAGCACCAGGGUAUCCGUGGACUGUUCCGCGGCCUGGAGGCCAAGAUCCUGCAAACCGUGCUCACAGCCGCUCUGAUGUUCAUGGCCUACGAGAAGAUAGCCAGCACUGUAGUCAUGCUCCUUAAACGCAACUAAAUAGAGGCUCUAGUCUACAUGUAGUUUUACUCAACUAACCCUAAUCUAUGCUAACACAAACAAACACAAUCUAACUUAGGAUAUGGCCAUCAUAGCAGAUUCUCCAAAGUUUAGCCGCUAAGCGUCAAUGGAUAAAAGAAACGAUUGUUAACGAAUGAAAAUAAUAACUGGAUCGUUUUAUUCA
This is a messenger RNA of Drosophila rhopaloa, 1408 nucleotides long. RefSeq names its product peroxisomal membrane protein PMP34 (gene PMP34). Gene Ontology annotation, molecular function: ATP transmembrane transporter activity; FMN transmembrane transporter activity; FAD transmembrane transporter activity. The record is from RefSeq and is a predicted model, not a curated record. Gene Ontology annotation, cellular component: peroxisomal membrane. The transcript is spliced from 3 exons. Lineage: Eukaryota; Metazoa; Arthropoda; Insecta; Diptera; Drosophilidae. Bases 280 to 1224 code for a protein of 314 amino acids.